CGUGUCUCCGUUUUAGAGGAUACAAAAAGCCUCUUUCUUUUUCCCCUCUCCCUUUCCCUUUCCUUUUUAGAUGGAUGACAACACACCCAUGCCAGAGAGACUAGUAGAAUUCAAGUACGAUUUCACCACCGGCGGCGGCGGCGGAGUUGGUGGUAGUACUGGUGGGUCGAGCGAGGAAGCUGGUAGCGGCAUAGGCGGGUUCGUAAAAGAGCAAGAUCGACUACUUCCAAUAGCAAACGUAGGGAGAAUCAUGAAGCAAAUUCUUCCUCCAAAUGCCAAAAUCUCCAAAGAAGCCAAAGAAACUAUGCAAGAAUGCGUGUCGGAGUUCAUCAGCUUCGUCACGGGCGAGGCGUCCGAUAAGUGCCAUAAGGAGAAGAGGAAGACCGUCAAUGGCGAUGAUAUUUGCUGUGCCUUGGCCACGCUUGGGUUCGAUGAUUAUGCUGAGCCUUUGAGGAGGUAUUUGAUUAGGUAUAGAGAAAUUGAAGGGGAAAGAGCUCAACAAAAUAAGGGUUGUUGCAAUAACAAUGCUCAUGAUGCAUGAAACAACAUAAUUUUAAGGAUUUGGAGCAAAAAAAACACAACUUUCCUCUUUUAUUCUCACUUUUUUCAAUUGGGUUAUGGUUUUUAUUUGAUUUCUCACUUGAAAACUAAUGUGUUCUUAACUUUUCAACAAUUUAGGGUUUGGUUUGAGAUGUAUAAUUUGAUUUGUUCAUGUUCUUAAAUUGAUUCUAAGUU
This is a messenger RNA of Cucurbita maxima (winter squash), 735 nucleotides long. RefSeq names its product nuclear transcription factor Y subunit B-1. Gene Ontology annotation, cellular component: CCAAT-binding factor complex; nucleus. Lineage: Eukaryota; Viridiplantae; Streptophyta; Magnoliopsida; Cucurbitales; Cucurbitaceae. Gene Ontology annotation, molecular function: RNA polymerase II cis-regulatory region sequence-specific DNA binding; protein heterodimerization activity; DNA-binding transcription activator activity, RNA polymerase II-specific. Bases 71 to 541 code for a protein of 156 amino acids. Gene Ontology annotation, biological process: regulation of transcription by RNA polymerase II. The transcript has a single exon. The record is from RefSeq and is a predicted model, not a curated record.